AGGAGAAAUAAACUUGUAAUCAUGGAGAUUUUGGGAUUCGAAGUCCCCUUGUGGACAAUUUUGUUGACCGUAUUCGGAAUUUGGCUCUACAAGUUCUUGUAUUCCGGAUUCGACGUUUUCGCCAAACGAGGAAUACGAACAGUCAAGCCGAUUUACCCCUUCGUUGGCAACCUGUGGGGGAUUUGGAAAAAGGACAUACGCAAGUGGCAAGAGGAAAACGUGAGGCGAUACGGCAAAUUCUUCGGAUUUUAUGACGGGAAAACGCCCUUGCUUUAUGUCAGUGACCCGGAAGUUAUCAAGGAGAUUUUCGUGAAAAAGUUCGAUUGUUUUGCCGACCACAAGCUAUUCUCAUUCGGCCUUGAUCAGAACAAGUACAUCAGGAAAUUUCUCUUUGUCAUCAAUGGGGAAGGUUGGAAAGAAGCAAGAAGCGCUGUUACUCCAGCUUUUUCAAGUGGCAAAAUCAAGAAGAUGUCCUCCAUCAUGGUGGAAUGCUGCGACAGAAUGGUUGAAAGUUCUCGGUCCGUCACCAAAGGAUCAGGAAUCAUCGAACUGAAAGACUUUUUUGGCAAAGUUACUUUGGACGUGAUUGCGAGAUGUGCUUUCGGGACAAAAUUGGACAACUUGGACGACCCCAAUAAUCCAUUUGCAGUCAACAGCGCCAAAGCCUUUCGACCAUCUUUGUUUGACAGCGGUUGGAGUCUCAUUCCAGAGCUGUUUCCGUGGACGCAGAUUUUCGGGCUAGAGGCUUUGAUAAGCAGAGAUUCAAUCGAGUUUUUCGUCAAGACAGUAGAAGAGGUCAUAAAAUCAAGGAAAGCGGACGGUUCUAUUGGCAAACGUGGGGAUUUCCUCGACGUACUCCUUGAAGAAGCUGAAGCAGAAAAGGCAAACAGGGCAAAAGAUCCGAAUGCAAAAAUCGUCUUGGACGAAGAAGUUCUCAUUUCGCAAUGCGUCACAUUUUUCGCAGCAGGUUACGACACUGUUGGAACUCAACUUGCGAUGGCUGGACAUUACUUGGCAUUGUAUCCCGAGUGCCAAGAAAAGCUCCACGAAGAACUGAAAAUCGAACGAGGCUGUACAAAAUCUUGCGAAAUCAAAGGACUAAAAUUCGAAAGGGGUGACACGGUUGUCUUUCCCAUGUGGACCAUUCAUCACACUGAGGAAUAUCAUCCUGAUCCGAACACAUUUGACCCGGAAAGGUUCGCCCCGGAAAACAAAUCAAAACUGGUCCCGUACACGUACUUCCCCUUUGGACAAGGACCAAGAAUUUGCAUCGGAAUGCGGUUCGCCUCAGAGCAAUCGAAACUAAGCUUGGGUCACUUGAUACUGUCUUUCAAACUGUCCAGAUGUUCUAAAACGAGCCAUCCACCAAAAUAUGAAGGAAACCGCAUCAUUUCAAUGCCCAAGGACUUGUUUGUCAAGAUUGAAGAGCGCGUGGAAGAAUAAGCAUUAUUUUUGCUGUCAACUUUUUCUGAUUAUCUAUAUAUAGAACUUUAGAUAUUGCACAAAAA
This is a messenger RNA of Notodromas monacha, 1508 nucleotides long. The record is from the annotation of a GenBank genome assembly. Lineage: Eukaryota; Metazoa; Arthropoda; Ostracoda; Podocopida; Cyprididae.